AUGCAUGACCCCACUGGGGACGAGGUGCUGAGAAUAACGUUCAUCCCUGUAGACCUCGAGGCCGAGCGGUUCCUGGACCACAAACCCAUCGUGCUGCCGGAGAGGGACACCCGCUUGAUUGUACCCUGUCCCAACCAAGAGGCCACCAGCACCUAUGAGAAAAGCCUGCCGUCCUACGAGCAGAUCCAGAGGCAGGCGGUGGGCUUGGACCCUCUCCCACCCACGGCCCAGCCCAGACCCCGCAGCUGCUCCCAGUUGGCCGUGCAGGCGAAAGCAGAGGUCCACCAGGAGCUGGGGGGUGCUGGAGACCCCCCUCAAGAGCCGGCGCCUCGGCUGGAAACGGUGGCAGGCGGCUGCCCCCCCCGGCCGUCCCCGGGGGACGCGCCGCUGGCGUCCCUCCUGGAGGACAUGGACACGCCAUCGCUGGAGGGCUCCGUGCCCAGCAGCCCCGCACCACGGGGCCGACCACCGCCAUCCGCCGCCUGCUCUGGCUGUACCCUGACCAGCUCGCCAGCGGGGGGACAGCACCCCGGUUCCCCCCGCAAAGGCACCAGGGAGGAGGACGACCUCUAUUAUGGGCUCCAAGAGGGGCCAGAUGCUCUCCUGGAGGAUAGCGACUGCCUUUUUGAGCCUGAAAAUUGA
Messenger RNA from Charadrius vociferus (killdeer), 642 nucleotides. It is a transcript of the gene BSND, whose product is annotated as barttin CLCNK-type chloride channel accessory beta subunit. The record is from RefSeq and is a predicted model, not a curated record. Gene Ontology annotation, cellular component: basolateral plasma membrane. Gene Ontology annotation, molecular function: chloride channel regulator activity. The transcript is spliced from 4 exons. Gene Ontology annotation, biological process: chloride transport. NCBI's taxonomy places the organism in Eukaryota, Metazoa, Chordata, Aves, Charadriiformes, Charadriidae. Bases 1 to 642 code for a protein of 213 amino acids.